Molecule: messenger RNA, 1105 nt
Organism: Ipomoea nil (Japanese morning glory)
Lineage: Eukaryota; Viridiplantae; Streptophyta; Magnoliopsida; Solanales; Convolvulaceae
Product: OTU domain-containing protein DDB_G0284757-like
Exons: 13
Coding region: 127-684 (185 amino acids)
Biological process (GO): protein deubiquitination
Molecular function (GO): cysteine-type deubiquitinase activity
Source: RefSeq, a predicted model, not a curated record
CGAAUUGACUUGAACGGGGUGAUCGGGCCUCAAAGGCCAUCUUUUUCAGUCAAUCCUCAUUCCUCAAGCCUUGGACACAAUUAUUUUUACUUUAGCAUCGGCAUUACCUGAGGAUUCGGAAUUCUGAUGUCAAGGACAAAUACUUAUCGAUUGACCAUGGAUGCAAGAUGCCCACCUAUGCUAGUCAAUAAUCAUUCGGGAACUGGUGAAUGCUCCAGUUCAAAUUCUAUCAUUCAGCAAAAUGUUGAGGAUGAUAGGAUGAUUGCUGUUGUGCUUUCUGAAGAGUAUGCUAAACUAGAUGGUUCACAUGGCCAACGUUUUUCUAACUUGGCACAUGUUCCUCAUAUCCCACGAAUAAAUACCUACAUUCCCAACACAAGUGAUGCAAGUUUAGACCACCAGCGGCUACUCCAGAGGCUGAAUGUCUAUGAUCUAUAUGAAGUUAAGGUCUCUGGGGAUGGCAAUUGUCAGUUUCGCGCACUUUCAGACCAGAUGUAUAGGUCACCUGAUUACCACAAACAUGUGCGGAAAGAAGUUUUGAAGCAGCUCAAGGAUUAUCAUUCUUUAUAUCAAUGUUAUGUUCCAAGGAAGUAUAAACACUACUACAAGAAAAUGUCUAGAUUAGGUGAGUGGGGGAUCAUGUCACACUACAAGCUGCUGCUGAUAAGAAUAUUUCUCCAUUGAAGACUUGCAGAGCUGUUAGACUGCAAUUGAUGCGCACCUAUAUGAAGUCACAUAGAGAAAGGGGAGUGAAUCCGUAAAAUCUAGAGAGUGCAUGUUUCACGAUCAAGAGGAUAUUUCUCCAUUGAAGACUUUCAGAGCUAUUAGAUAGUGAUUGGUGUGCACCUAUAUGAAGUCCCAUAGAGAAAAGGGGGUGAUUUCAUAAAAUCUAGAGAGUGCACAUUUUCCUAUCAAAUGGGAACUUCAUGCUCAUAUACCAAGGGAACAUGUUGGGUCGUUGAGAUAUACUCCCCAUUGGAUAAAAUCAUUGCAGGGAAGCCUUCUUAACUUAUUGAUUUUCUAAUUUUUAUUUGUUUAUAGGGACAAUCAAUUGAAAGCUACAGUGUGGGAUCAACAUAUACCAAGGCCAAGAGUUGAAACCGUA